AUGUCUUACCCUUCAAGUUACGGAGCACCGGGUGUACCACCGCCACUACCACCAGGAAUGUACCCACAACCUACAACCUCCUCGUAUUCGGCAGCACCUCCGCCUUCAUCCUCAUAUAACAGUAGCACCAACAAUAAUGCCUCAUCAUACCCUAACUCUUCAUACAACAAAACUGGAAAUUACGGGUCAAGUUCAUACUCAUCAAGGUACGGUAGCAGUAGCAAUGGUGAUCGUGGAAACGAUCGGUCUUAUGAUGAUCGCAGCCGACGAGAGCGUAAAGACGAAUAUGAUUAUUAUUCUGGGUACAAUAAUUCUUCUAGGUAUGAAUCUCGCAAUAGUUCAAAUUAUCGAGAUCGUAGUCCAACAAGCUAUGAUCGAUAUGGAAGUAGCGGUGGCGGUGGGGGAGGAGGAGCAAAUGCUGAUCGAUAUUCCUCUACUUCGGGCAACUAUCGUUCAUAUGCUUCUGGCGGGGCGAGUACAAGUGCCGCUGAUCGAAUGUCAUCACUGGGCUCUUCAUUAACUCGUCAAGAUUGGGAUCUUUCGAAACUCACUAAAUUCGAAAAGAACUUUUAUCGGGAACAUCCGAAUGUCGCAGCACGCUCUCUAACUGAAGUUGAAGAAUAUCGUCGAAAACAUGAAAUGAAAGUUUUCGGUCGUGAUAUACCCAAACCGGUGCAAACCUUUGAUGAAGCAAAUUUUCCUGCUUAUGUAUUAAAGGAGGUAUUAGAACUCGGAUUCACAGCACCAACCCCUAUUCAGUCACAAGGUUGGCCCAUGGCUCUUUCUGGUAGAGACGUGGUGGGUAUUGCUGAAACCGGUUCUGGUAAAACAUUAGCAUAUUGUUUGCCAGCUAUAGUACACAUAAAUGCUCAGCCAUUCCUUGAACCUGGCGAUGGACCAAUUGUUUUGAUCUUGGCACCUACUCGUGAACUUGCAGUUCAAAUUCAGAAUGAAUGUACCAAAUUUGGCAAAUCAUCAAAAAUUAAGAACACGUGUGUUUAUGGCGGUGUUCCAAAAGGACCUCAAGCUCGCGAACUACAGCAAGGUGCAGAGAUUUGCAUUGCAACUCCUGGGCGACUUAUCGACAUGUUAGAAUCGAGGCGCACAAAUCUUCGUCGCGUUACUUAUCUUGUCCUAGACGAAGCAGAUCGUAUGUUAGAUAUGGGCUUCGAGCCACAAAUACGAAAAAUUGUUGAUCAAAUUCGACCUGAUCGACAAACACUUAUGUGGAGUGCUACAUGGCCUAAAGAGGUGAAACGUCUCGCAGAAGACUACUUGCAUGAUUUCAUUCAAGUCAACAUAGGCUCGAUGGAUUUAUCAGCAAGUCAUAAUAUUACACAAACUGUCGAAGUCUGUUCUGAAUAUGAAAAACGCUCAAAAUUGGUGAAACAUCUUGAACGCAUAAUGGACGCGCGAGAUAACAAAACACUGAUCUUCACUGGAACCAAACGAACAGCUGAUGAAAUCACAAAAUACUUACGACAGGAUGGAUGGCCAGCUUUGGCAAUUCACGGUGAUAAAGCUCAAACAGAGCGUGAUUGGGUAUUAUCGGAAUUCCGAACUGGAAAAUCACCGAUUAUGGUAGCAACGGAUGUAGCAUCCCGCGGGAUUGAUGUGAAAGAUGUAAAGCUAGUUAUCAAUUACGAUUUUCCGACCAAUGUUGAGGAUUAUGUACAUCGCAUUGGUCGAACAGGACGUGGUGGUGCUAAGGGCGCUGCUAUAACUUUUUUCACAAUGGAGAACUCUAAACAAGCUAAAGAUUUGGUCAAUAUUUUGCGAGAAGCAAAUCAAGAAAUUGACCCUAAAUUAAUAGAAUUAUCCAAAAUCGUCACCCCUUCAAGUAUAGAAAGACGUCAGAGAUACGGCAGUGGCCGUGGAUUCGGUAGCACUAAUACUAUGAGGGGAAGUAGCAGUCGAUGGUGA
This is a messenger RNA of Ambispora leptoticha, 1923 nucleotides long. Lineage: Eukaryota; Fungi; Glomeromycota; Glomeromycetes; Archaeosporales; Ambisporaceae. The record is from the annotation of a GenBank genome assembly.